Molecule: messenger RNA, 816 nt
Organism: Camponotus floridanus (Florida carpenter ant)
Lineage: Eukaryota; Metazoa; Arthropoda; Insecta; Hymenoptera; Formicidae
Product: selenoprotein S
Exons: 5
Coding region: 235-669 (144 amino acids)
Biological process (GO): retrograde protein transport, ER to cytosol; endoplasmic reticulum unfolded protein response
Cellular component (GO): Derlin-1 retrotranslocation complex; endoplasmic reticulum membrane; Derlin-1-VIMP complex
Source: RefSeq, a predicted model, not a curated record
AUGGCAGAGUGAAGAGAAAGGGAGGCUAUUAUUGCGUAGCGGAUCGUGACAUGUUAGUUAAUGUCAGUUAAUGUUUUCAAAAAUUUUAUCUUGAACAAGGAUAUGGAGUACGUCGACAAUCGUCCGAGCUAUUUCCAAACGAGUAUGUAUCGUAAUGAUACGCGAAAAUUUCGACUAACACGGUUAAUAACCUCGUACUCUUGUUGACAUUUCUUUUGGACCCCGAUAGCUUCCAUGGGUUGGUAUAUCGUAGGACUCGUGAUUGUAUUAUAUUAUACAUUUCCACUUAUUCAAAAGAAGUAUAAAAACUGGAAACUUGCGAGAAAUCAGCAGGAUGAUGCUGCAAUUGGUAAAAAGACUGAUGAAUUACCACAACUAUCGGCUAAUGUAGAGCUAGCGCGACAGAAAAUGCAAGAAGCAUACAAUAAGAGUUGUAUUUUGGCACAAGUUAAAGAGGAAGAGGAGAAGGAGAAGAAGAGACAAAAGAUUUUAAAAUUAUUGGAAAAUAAAAAUGUAGGUACCAAGCUAGGUAAUGCAAUGGAUAAUGAAAAACCUAGUACAAGUACAAAAUCAAAGUUUAAAUCAGAAUAUAAUCCCUUAAUGGGUGACAAUGCUCGUGGAUAUCGGCCUCCGAAACGUACUUGUUGUAAAAAGGGAGGAUGUGGUUAAUUAUAGUUUUAUAUAAAUUCUCAAAAUUCUCAAAUUUACUUUUCUGAAACAAAUUUAAUUAAGUAGAAAUAAAUAAGGAAGUGAUAAUUAGUGCGGAUUAAAAUCGAUAUAUUUAAAAUGUGCAAUAUUCUAUGUUUACAAAUAACA